UUACAUGGCUGUUUCACUCAGCAUCUCCUUGCCAUUCGCAGGAUAUGCGUGACACACCGAGGUUUAUACCCGCAAAGACGCCUUCAAAGCAGCUAAAACUCGCUAAAAACCGCCACACAAGACGAUGGCCAUCGAGUAUUGCAUGAGAUGCAAGCUCUAGUGUUUAACGCCAGAUCCGCAUUGCCACAAGGUUGCCAGCCUUACUAUGGUUUGUUCCUCGCCCACCGGUUUCGAGGGAGAAACAUGGCUGGGUUGUUUGUUGGGACCGGGCACGCCUUGAGUCUAAGAUAUGACUAGGCCUGAUGUUGCCAUGGAGAUUGCCCGUUCGGUAGGCCCUUCUAUCAAUGUCGAAGAAGGAUGUCUUCUGAAAGAUUACGUCGACAUUGAAAUCGUGCCUACACAGAAUGAUGAAGCUCAUACUUGUCAAUCCUGUCGUCAGGGAAAAUAUGGAGUAAAGCCACGACGGUCAUCGCACCGGUGCUCGCUAACCUUGCGAGCUACGUGGAUUAUGGGAGGAAUGGACAAGAAGCGCGCCCAUCAUUAUAAGCGCGCCGGUGCAGGUAUCGAUAAGGUUCCAACUGCAAGGAUAUGGUCGGGUACAGUGGAACAUAACAUCUGGAUGAUGUCUGCACCGUGAGCUGGGUUUCAGUCUGGUAUGCGGAAUCAAGCGGAAGAGGACAGGAACUGGACUGAACUUUGCCUAUAAACAUUUCGGUUUACAACAUGACGCUUGACCCAUAUGAGAGAUUUGUUCUCGAACUCCUCAUUG
Neurospora tetrasperma FGSC 2508 is the source of this 769-nucleotide messenger RNA. RefSeq lists its product as uncharacterized. NCBI's taxonomy places the organism in Eukaryota, Fungi, Ascomycota, Sordariomycetes, Sordariales, Sordariaceae. The record is from RefSeq and is a predicted model, not a curated record. The transcript has a single exon. The coding region runs from base 290 to 637 and encodes 115 amino acids.